AUGAGGUUAUGUGUUGACUACAGACAAUUGAAUAAAGUUACUAUCAAAAAUAAGUAUCCUCUUAUGAGAAUUGAUGAUCUGAUAGAUCAAUUGGUGGGUGCUUGUAUGUUCGGCAAGAUAGAUUUGAGAUCAGGUUAUCAUCAGAUUCGUGUGAAACCAGACGACAUUCCGAAGACUGCAUUUAGGACAAGGUAUGGUCAUUAUGAGUAUACAUCAGAGGAAGAACAUGCGGAUCAUCUAAACAUUGUAUUGCAGGUGUUGAGGGACAAGAAGCUUUAUGCCAAGUUGUCCAGGUGUGAAUUCUGGUUAAAAGAAGUGAGUUUCCUUGGCCAUGUGAUUUCUAGUGGAGGAAUUGUUGUUGAUCCGUCGAAAGUUGAUGUUGUGUUGCAGUGGGAGACUCCGAAGUCUGCUACUGAGAUUCGAAGUUUCCUUGGCUUGGCUGGUUAUUACCAUAGGUUUAUAAAAGGCUUUUCAAAGAUAGCAAUGCCUUUGACUCAAUUGACUCGAAAAGGUCAAGCUUAUGUGUGGGAUGUUGCAUGUGAAAAGAGUUUUGUAGAACUCAAGAAGAAAUUGACGAGUGCUCCAGUUUUGAUCUUUCCUAAUCCGAAGGAGUCUUUUGUAGUAUAUUGUGAUGCGUCAAAGAUGGGUCUUGGUGGUGUACUGAUGCAAAAUGGCCAGGUCGUUACUUAUGCUUCCAAACAACUGAAGGUUCAUGAAAGAAUUAUCCUACACAUGACUUAG
Messenger RNA from Lathyrus oleraceus (garden pea), 741 nucleotides. RefSeq lists its product as uncharacterized. Bases 1 to 741 code for a protein of 246 amino acids. The record is from RefSeq and is a predicted model, not a curated record. The transcript is spliced from 2 exons. NCBI's taxonomy places the organism in Eukaryota, Viridiplantae, Streptophyta, Magnoliopsida, Fabales, Fabaceae.